Messenger RNA from Hydra vulgaris (swiftwater hydra), 934 nucleotides. RefSeq names its product E3 ubiquitin ligase Rnf157-like. Gene Ontology annotation, molecular function: ubiquitin protein ligase activity. The record is from RefSeq and is a predicted model, not a curated record. Gene Ontology annotation, biological process: ubiquitin-dependent protein catabolic process; protein ubiquitination. NCBI's taxonomy places the organism in Eukaryota, Metazoa, Cnidaria, Hydrozoa, Anthoathecata, Hydridae.
UUUUCAGAGUUUGUUAUCAAUUAAUGAUCUCCUUUAAACCCUUAUCUUUAGGUUUCAUUUCGACAAUGCAAUCACCAAGCAAUUAGCGAUUCUUGGUCUUCAGAAGGAAUACCGCCACCAAAUUCAAGUAAAGAAGUAAGAAAAGUUUUAGCACUUUGUCUCCUUCCUGCAAACAAGUUCUUGGUUGCUUGGGGAUCUCGAGUUAUUGAGAUUGCACAAUUUAGUCGCAAAAUCAAAAUCAAACUAUUUGCUUUUAAAAGUAUUUUGAGAGUUAUUGGCUCAAUAUAGUGACCCCAGAAGGAUUCAGUGUUUAUGGGUUGAACCACAAAACCAAUAACAAUGCAGAGAGUCUCAAUAGACGUUUGAAAUCAAACAUGGGUGAUCGACAUAGAGGAUUUUGGCAGUUUAUGAAAUUGCUAAACCAGCAUGUAAUAGUCCAUACAAUUCAAGAGCUUCAACAGCUUGCCUGCAAUCAGCCAGUCCGCCGUGACGAACGCGACUAUGGUGCAAUUGAAAAAAUGCGUUGUUUUGAGAAAAAACUUCGAGACGGAGUUUGGACAACUGAGAGAUUCCUAUCAACAGUAUCAUAUCUCUUUCAAAACUUCAAAGUAGUUGCUUUGGAUGAAAACUCAAUGAACGAGGUUGAUGAGAGUCUUCUUUUGCCAACUUCUACUUCAACAGAGUCACCGAAGUGCGUUGUUUGUACCGUCAAUGAACGAAAUGCAUUAGUAAUGCCUUGCAGACAUUUUUUGUUUUGUCAGCCCUGCAUUCAACAAGUCCAAAAAAGCAACACAGCUCAUUGUCCCACUUGCCGAGGACCAAUAUCACCUAUAAUUGAACCUUUUCAACGAUUCAGUAAAAUUUUCCCUUUUACCUAUAUUUUCAAAACUAGAAUGUCACACAAUUGUUUAAAUUUAUUUUAAAAAAUUUAUUA